Messenger RNA from Rosa chinensis, 1439 nucleotides. RefSeq names its product nudix hydrolase 23, chloroplastic. Lineage: Eukaryota; Viridiplantae; Streptophyta; Magnoliopsida; Rosales; Rosaceae. The record is from RefSeq and is a predicted model, not a curated record. The coding region runs from base 176 to 1045 and encodes 289 amino acids. The transcript has 8 exons.
GUUAACGCGGGACACCACUCCAUUCUGGACAAAAGCGAUAGCAUCUGAAAAAUACCGAAUACGAUGCAGCUCACUCUUUUUUCUGAAUUCUCUUGUUUCUCUCUAAGAAUUGGAUUCGAUUCUCUGGUCCAAUAUCUUGGUCAAAUUUGCUGUUACUAAAAAUAAAUAUCAUAUAAUGCUCAAAACCAUACAGAUCUUGGGCUCUUCAUCUGGGUUGGUCAAGCCCCAAACUACUAGUUGUUGUAGACUCUCCUUCAUUUCUUCCAUCUCCACCAAACCUUUCUCUUCUUGUUCAAGACCAACCAAUUUGCUAUUUCCGGGGCCCUCAGCUCGCCGGACUCGUUUCGGAGCUUUCAGCAUGUCCUCGGCUCAUUCCGGGUCUAACCCAGCUGCCCCUUCUUCUUCUUCUUCUUCAUCGUCAACUGUGGUUCAGUCAGUUGGCAAUGCUCGUAAGAUCAAUUUCUGCCAGUGGUGCGGUGGUCCAACAAAGCAUGAGGUACCUGAUGGAGAGGAGAAAAUAAGAGCUAUUUGCACCGUUUGUGACAGGAUUGCCUAUGAGAACCCGAAAAUGGUUGUGGGAUGUUUGAUUGAGCAUGAUAACAUGGUUCUACUUUGCAAGAGGAACAUUCAACCAUCAUAUGGUCUCUGGACUCUUCCAGCAGGUUACCUAGAAAUUGGGGAAUCAGCUGCAGAAGGAGCAAUAAGGGAAACCUGGGAAGAAGCAUGUGCAGAAGUUGAAAUUGUAUCACCUUUUGCUCAGUUGGACAUCCCUCUAAUAGGCCAGACUUACAUAAUUUUCUUAGCAAGGCUGAAGAAAGCCCAGUUUUCACCAGGUCCUGAAUCAUCAGAAUGCCGACUGUUUGCACUUGAUGAUAUACCUUUUGAUUCUCUGUCAUUCUCGUCAAUGGUAGUUACUUUAAAAUUGUAUGCUGAAGAUGUGAAGGCCGGGAAAGUUAAGUUCCACUAUGGAACCAUUAAUAAAAGGCCUGGCACAAGUCCUUCUGACAUUAAUGCCUAUACUUUGGAUCAUCAUAUGCAGUCCUGACAAGAUGGUUUCCGAACCCAGCUGGUCUGAUAAUUGGAGUUGAACUUUAAGCACAAUGGUGAAGUCGGGGGUUGUAAUCUAUGUUGAGAAAUGCAAGUCAGUAUCUCCAACUCCAGAAUCUGUUGUAUAGGCAUUCAUUCUCUUAUUCCGAAUUCCUCAUAGUGCCAAGUGAAUCAGCCACACAGUUGAUAUGCAUAAUUUCAGCACCUGAAGAGGAUGCUUCUACUUAUUCGUCAGUUGCGUGUCAAAUUCCUUCUCACGUAUAGAACCAAAUUGUAAUAACAUGGACCAGCUAUUCAAAAAUCAAUGAAAAUUUUUCUCCAUCAGCUAUCAGUUAUUUUCUUGUACAUAACAUAUAUUUGAUUACUCUAUAUGUAGCUGAUUCUCAUGUUCA